Messenger RNA from Gossypium raimondii (Peruvian cotton), 1093 nucleotides. RefSeq lists its product as uncharacterized. The record is from RefSeq and is a predicted model, not a curated record. Gene Ontology annotation, molecular function: protein binding. The coding region runs from base 83 to 1021 and encodes 312 amino acids. NCBI's taxonomy places the organism in Eukaryota, Viridiplantae, Streptophyta, Magnoliopsida, Malvales, Malvaceae. The transcript has 6 exons.
CUAAGGCUCUUUUACAAAAAGAAACAAUAUUUCAUGUAUAAUUUAAAACUUAAAUAUCCUACGUGCGAUAAAAAAAUUUUUCAUGGAAGAGUUUCUGAGAAAACCUGAAAUAAGAAGAAUUACAAGAGAUGUUCCACCAGCUCACUAUAUAUUCAGUAUAGAGUCAUUCUCUUUAUUGGUUGAUACAGGGGUGGAGAAGUAUGAAUCCCAUGCAUUUGAUGUUCAGAAUUAUAAAUGGAGGUUGUCACUCUACCCCAAUGGAAACAAGAAAAGCAAUGGCGAAGGCUUCAUCUCUCUUUACUUACAAAUUGAAGACACCCAAUAUUUUCCUCGUACUUGGGAAGUAAAUGUUAACUUUAGGUUUUUCAUUCUUGAUCAAAUUCGUGACAAAUACUUAACCAUUGAAGAAAGUGAUGGGGUGAUUAAACGAUAUUAUCAAAUGAAAACUGAAUGGGGCAUUGCUCAAUUGCUGUCUUUGGAUCAUUUCAAUGAAACUUCAAAUGGAUACCUGGUUGAUGAUUGUUGCUCAUUUGGGGUUGAAGUAUUUGUGAUCAAACAAACGGGGAAAUUGGAACGUCUUUCAAUGAUGAAGCAGCCACCCAACAAUAUCAUAACCUUCCAACUCCGACAGUAUUCAGCGCCAUUCUAUGAACGCUAUACCUCUGAUGUUCAAACUAUUGGAGACUCAAAAUGGGAAUUGAUAGUUUACCCUAGAGGAAACGGAACAGCGAAGAACAAUGCACUUUCUGUGUUCUUGGGUUUGGUUGAGGCUCAAAAGCUUCCACCUAAAGGAAAAGUGUACGCAAAAUACAAGUUUAGGGUCAGAGACAGUUUCAAUUCCAUUAACACCAGGGAAUUUACAGAUUCAGCUUGGUUUACUGCAUCAUGUAUUGGAUUCGGUUCUCGACACUUCAUUUCACUGCGGGAUUUACAAGACAGAUCAAAAGGCUACAUUGUUAAUGAUACUUUGAUAGUUGAAGCUGAUAUUAUUAUAGUUUCUAAUGUCAAACUUUUCUUAUGAUUUCAGUGUUUUUGAUAUAUGGGUCUUGUUACAACAAAUAUAAAACCAAAGGGGUGAGGUUGAGUUGAGUUA